Molecule: messenger RNA, 1082 nt
Organism: Branchiostoma belcheri (Belcher's lancelet)
Lineage: Eukaryota; Metazoa; Chordata; Leptocardii; Amphioxiformes; Branchiostomatidae
Product: protein C21orf2-like
Exons: 8
Coding region: 108-851 (247 amino acids)
Biological process (GO): mRNA splicing, via spliceosome; cytoskeleton organization
Cellular component (GO): U4/U6 x U5 tri-snRNP complex
Molecular function (GO): protein binding
Source: RefSeq, a predicted model, not a curated record
ACAACCUGUUGCUCUCUUUGUUGCGGAAGUAGAUAGAAGAGACGACAGAUUUCUCCGUUUUCUGUUAAUUUAAGCACUCCAUUUUGCCAGGAACCGCUGUAGACGAUAUGGUGAAGCUCACUGCUAAACUAGUGCUAGCCCGGGCCAGGGCACCAGACCUAGAAAGUGUCAAAAAGUUAAACUGUUGGGGCAAUGAGCUGACUGAUGUGUCAGUUUUUCGUCAGAUGCCCAACAUUGAAGUUAUAAGUUUGAGUGUGAACAACAUAACGACACUACAAGACUUCAGAUACUGCCAGAACCUGCAGGAACUGUAUGUGCGGAAGAACUGCAUCGCUGAGCUGUCGGAAAUAUGCUACCUCAAGAACCUGCCAAAGUUACGAGUGCUGUGGUUGGCUGACAACCCCUGCGAAACAGCUGAUCAUGACAAAUAUAGGAUGACGGUUCUCAAAACUCUGCCAAAUCUACAGAAGCUGGACAACACUAUUGUAACCCCAGAAGACGUGAACAGAGCUAUCGAGGCUGGGGAUGACCUAAAGUUGCCUGAGAAGAAGGAGGUUAUGUUAGAGAACGGAGGCGGGCGCUCCACCAGCCCUGCUGACCAGGACCCUGAUCCACAGCAGUCUGCCAUCGCUGUCACACUGGAGGAGACCAAUAAAAUCCGGGAGCAGCUUGGUCUGAAGCCCCUCCCAGCUGAGAAGUACACUCCUAUCCAGACUAGAGCUUCACCUUCAACUAGCAAACACAGGAAUGCUAACAUCCUGAGUGCAGUCCUGGCCCUGGUGAAGGAGCUGGACCAUGAGAGUCUGGAAACUGUGCAGCAUGCAGUGAAGAACAGACUCGACUCUUUCUGAAGCAAUGGGAUACUAGGAACAAGUGCUCAACAAAACAGCUACUCAAGCAACUGGAUAGAUUUUGAAGUCUUCUUCUUCUCUUUAAUGCCCAACAUCCACUGUAGCAUCCACUACUCUUUUCAGGGACUGCUAAAAUGUACUUGAAAGUAGUGGAUGUCACUUGAAAUGUCUGACACAGUAACUGUUUUCUUGUGUUAUGUCUGGAAAAUGGAUGGACAGGUUCAAAUGAAA